Zea mays is the source of this 735-nucleotide messenger RNA. RefSeq lists its product as uncharacterized. The record is from RefSeq and is a predicted model, not a curated record. Bases 210 to 464 code for a protein of 84 amino acids. The transcript has a single exon. NCBI's taxonomy places the organism in Eukaryota, Viridiplantae, Streptophyta, Magnoliopsida, Poales, Poaceae.
GAUUAGGACCGUUGAGACAGCCGCCGUCCCAGCGCCGUGAGUGCUCGCUGCUUUCCCGUCUUGUCCCUUCUCUCCUUCUCCUCGCUUCAGAAACGCACCAGAGAGCUCUCGGACCGGAUUGAAGUGCGCCGCCCGUGAGCUCUCGGCCGGCGCUGGGAACUUGAGCAGACUGGGCGAGCACCAGGAAAUUUGCGCCGUGGGAGCGGUGGAUGGACCUCUGGGAGGCGGCCGUCUGCCACGCCCACAACGAGCUGCUGGCGCUGAGCUCCGCCGCGGCGGCCGAGGACUUCCUCCGGUGGCAGUUCCCCGAGUCCCCGCGCGGGAAAGGGUGGUGGUCGGCGGCGCGGCAGCUCGUGGAAGACGCCUGGCGCAGCCUCGGCAAGGCCAAGAACGCGGCGAAGCUCAUGGACAACGCCGUGCUUUGCGAGUUCUUCACCACCUGGAUGAUUCUGACGCGCGCUUAACUGAAGGCACAAUGCUGAUGGCGACGCCCCUGCCUCCUUUUGCAACUUGUUAUUGCUCCAGUACUUGUGCUUCAAUUUCAUUCGAUUUCUAUGUGCACAUUUGAAUAAGUGGUUCUUUGCUGGUACAAAUGGAAAUGACCUGAUCCGCCUGUGUCGAUAAGAUUGUAAUAAGUGGUUCUUUGCUCCAAUUUCAUUCUUUGCCGGUUGUUCUUCUUGUCUCCUCGCAAAGGUAAAAGUAACAAGAAAGAGUGCCUGCAAACCUUUCCUCGUA